CGUUGUCAACGUAGACUUAAGACUCAAGCUGUGCAGGAAAAUGAGGCCUUGUGACCACCAUGUAAAGCGGGUCCAAAUAUGGCCAACGCCAAAAUCUUGGGACUAUUUCAGUAAAAGCGCUGCUAAAGGCUGGUAUAGACAUCCAGGAGAGCUGCCAUGGCGAACCGGGGACCCAGUUAUGGACUGAGCCGGGAGGUCCAGGAGAAGAUAGAGCAGAAGUAUGACCCAGACCUGGAACUCCGGUUGAUAGACUGGAUACUAGCACAGUGUGGAGGGAAUCUAGAGAGACCGCAGCCGGGCAAAGAAAACUUCCAGAAGUGGCUGAUGGAUGGAACGAUCCUCUGCAGGCUCAUCAACAGUCUCUAUCCACGAGGGAAGGAGCCCAUUAAGAAGAUUCCAGAGACUCAGAUGGCCUUUAAACAGAUGGAGAAGAUCUCUCAGUUCCUGCAAGCUGCAGAAGCCUAUGGAAUGAUAACAACUGAUGUCUUUCAAACUGUGGACCUGUGGGAAGGAAAGGACAUGGCGGCGGUGCAAAGAACCCUUAUGGCUCUAGGUAGUCUUGCUCUCACCAAGGAUGACGGCCAUUACAAAGGUGACCAAGACUGGUUCCGCAGGAAAGCCCAGGGGUAUCGGCGGGAGUUCACCGAGGAACAGCUGAGGCAGGGCCAGAGUCUGAUCGGCUUGCAGAUGGGCAGCAACCGCGGUGCCUCCCAGUCUGGUAUGACGGGCUACGGCAUGCACCGCCAGAUCAUGUAGAUCCUCAGACACCAGCUACCCCACUCACCCACCUCUCCUCUACACUUUACUGGCUAAGGUCUCACAAAAUCCCGUGUCCCUAAAACCGUCCUACGCUUCGUACCUCUCGCUGUGUCAG
Molecule: messenger RNA, 874 nt
Organism: Lampris incognitus (smalleye Pacific opah)
Lineage: Eukaryota; Metazoa; Chordata; Actinopteri; Lampriformes; Lampridae
Gene: tagln3b
Product: transgelin 3b
Exons: 5
Coding region: 157-756 (199 amino acids)
Molecular function (GO): protein binding
Source: RefSeq, a predicted model, not a curated record